Varroa destructor (honeybee mite) is the source of this 3013-nucleotide messenger RNA. RefSeq names its product Nedd8-activating enzyme E1 regulatory subunit APP-BP1 (gene APP-BP1). Gene Ontology annotation, biological process: protein neddylation. Gene Ontology annotation, molecular function: NEDD8 activating enzyme activity. Gene Ontology annotation, cellular component: cytoplasm. The record is from RefSeq and is a predicted model, not a curated record. Lineage: Eukaryota; Metazoa; Arthropoda; Arachnida; Mesostigmata; Varroidae.
UUCGAACUGGUAGUGCAGUGACUGAGUGGCCUUUAGCCACUGUGGACAGUCUAGCUGGCUCCAGCUUACGCAAUAGAAAAUAUAGAUGAACGUUAACAACUUUUGAAAGGCCUAUGGUCAGUGACGGAUUUUAAGAGGGGCUCGGGAAUUGGAGGCUAACAUUUCGGUCGUUUAGAGAUUCAAAAGCACAAAAGUUUUGAGUGAGGAUAAACUUUUCAUGGAGAAGUAGAACGGUGUAAAGGUUCUUGGCGGGCGGAACAAAAUUUCAAUUCGCUUGUAACGACGACAACAAACGACAGCGCCAUCUAACAUCUGUUCGGUGGUCAGGAAAAAAUUUAUACAUGUGUGAAAGGCAGGGUGUAUAGUGGCUUAAUCGUCAAGUUUGUUUAAAUUGGAUAAAAACUCUGCUUCCUGAUACAUGUGAAACAGAGCAUAUGAUUGUUCGUCCGAGUGUAGAAGUUAUUUUUCCGGCAGUCAAUGCUCACUUCGACGAUUUGUUUUGAUAAGAAAGAAAGGGCAGGUCCGAUUCACAAGAUGGCGUCCAUGGCAAAGUAUGAGACCCGUUCGCCGGAUAAUGAAAAAGCCAAAAAAUACGAUCGCCAGCUACGGCUGUGGGGCGACCACGGUCAGUUCCUUCUUGAAAAUGCUCACGUCUGUCUCAUCAAUGCGACAGCUGUCGGAACUGAAACAUUGAAAGGCUUAGUUCUACCUGGAGUGGGGAAUUUCACUAUCAUAGAUGGCCAAUCUGUCAGUGGCGAAGAUGUGGGCAAAAAUUUCUUCCUAACGAAAGACUGUAUCGGCUUAAACCGUGGCGAAGCAGCCUGCAAGUUACUUCAAGAACUCAACCCCCACGUGCGAGGUCACGUUAUUGAUGAGGACUGUGAGAGUCUUUUGUCGACGAACCCCGAGGAGUUUUCCAGAUUCACUGUGGUCGUUGCUACUGGUCUCUCUGAAUCUACUCUGGUCAAGCUGAGUCGUCGGCUUCACGAAAUCGGUGUUCCUCUGCUGGUUUGCCGAGCCUAUGGUCAAAUUGGCUAUUUACGGCUGCAGACCCCGGAACACACCAUUGUCGAAGUUCGACCAGAUAAUGACUUCGACGACCUUCGGAUAUCGGCUCCUUUUGCUGGACUUCGAGAGUACGUCGAUUCCGUGAAACUCGAACAGCUCGAUAAAGCCAAGCACGCUCAUAUUCCUUAUAUUGUAAUUUUGCUUAAGGCUCUCGAUCGUUGGCAAGAAAAAAAUGGAACUGACCAACUACCUUCGGCUAGAGAUAAAGAGUUCAAAGAAAUCGUCAAUUCAAUGAGGUUUAAGCCAAAGCCCGAUGACGACAUACCUCAUGUCGAACCUCUAAAUUUCGAUCAGGCCUUAAAGUCACUGGGACGAGCAUUGCGUCCCCUUCAAGUUCCCGUAGAAAUAAAGACCUUGUUUAAGGAUCCUGCGUGUGAAAACCUGACUCCAGAGAGCUCACCAUUUUGGAUCAUGGUGCACGCCUUGCGAGAGUUUGUCAGUUCACAUGGCUAUUUGCCGCUUCGAGGUGCAAUACCAGAUAUGGUAUCAGAUACUGACAGUUACGUUGAACUGGCUAACAUUUACAAACGUGAGGCGGAUGCGCACGUCGAGGAAGUUUGGAAAAUGGUGGGAGACCUGAUAACGGAAUUAGGGAAGCCACAAAAUACAAUAUGUGAGCAAGACGUCCGGCUUCUAUGUAAGAAUGCUCAUACUUUGGCAGUUAUCCGGACGCGGCCAAUUUUUGAGGAACUAGAAACGCCCAACGCGCAGUACGUCUCACAGAAGUUGCAGGAUACCAGCUUAGUGGAAGAGCCUGAUAUCAUCUACUAUAUCUUAUUGCGAGCUGUUGACAGAUUUUAUGAGGAAUUCCGACGUUAUCCUGGUUUCUUCCGAGAUGAGCUGGAAACAGACAUUCAUAAGCUGAAGGCAAUCUUCAGUCGACUCGUGCAGGAGUGGGGUGUCGGCCCCCUCAGCAAGGAUGAUCUUAUACAUGAAAUGUGUCGUUUCGGGGCGUCUGAACUUCAUACUAUCGCCUCCGUUAUGGGUGGUUGCGCAGCUCAGGAGGUCAUUAAAAUUAUUACGCAUCAAUAUGUGCCGAUUAACAACACGUACGUCUUCAACGGAAUAACUUGCACGUCGGAAACCUAUGAGCUUUAAGCUAGGUCAGACUGCAAUCAUUCGCAUUCUUUUUUUAUGACAAGAUCUGACCUGGACAUGCACGCCCAUUUAUACAAAAAUGGGUGUGCUAUAUAUAUAUAUAUAUAGCGCAGAUUUUAUGGUGGUCAGGGUGGGUCAAGCUAAGCAUGCAGUAGAAAUUUUUCAUCAAAAAUCAUUUCAUAUUUGGGAAGCAGGACUUCGCGAGCGAAAAAGAAAGAACAAAACGAAUAGAUAUAAUAGAUUAGCUCCUAUCAACUUAUUACAAAGAAAACAGUAAUGAACGUCUCUUGCGCGUUUGCAUCGCUUAACAUGUUUAUUUGGUUGGCUUAACUUUGCUCCAGAACAUCAUCUAUCAAUUAGUUUGCAGAAAGAAAGCAUUUACAAGUUUAGCCUGGUUUUUCAUGCUAGCUACAUCCCAAGUUACUAAGAUAAAGGUAAGUUAAAUAAAUAAAGAUAAAAGCAAGGGGCUUUUAUAUAUAUAUCGUAUAAAUGGAGUAUUCUCGAAAGUUACACCUAUGUAAAUGUCGUUAAGUUUCUUAACGUUUUCUUGCAUGCGACACGUACGUGGUAAUUUUCAUUAGUUGACCAUGAUGGCAGUAACAAAUUGUAAAGGUGUUUAAAACAGGCAAAUUACGAAGAUACCAACGUUCUUGGGUGUUCUUUACAGCUGCCAGAAAUGCGUUUCAUAUACCUGUCAAAAAGCGCACUGUCUGUACGAAUGCAAACAGAACUAACGCAUGCUAAGGGCCUGUUUGAGUAAUCAAUGUGUAUAUAUAUCUUGUUCAACAAAUCAAGAACGCUGUAGAUGUAACGAUAACACUGUAAUAAAAAUAAAAAAAUAAACUUU